Dissoconium aciculare CBS 342.82 is the source of this 1002-nucleotide messenger RNA. Its product is annotated as WD40 repeat-like protein. Gene Ontology annotation, molecular function: protein binding. Bases 1 to 1002 code for a protein of 333 amino acids. NCBI's taxonomy places the organism in Eukaryota, Fungi, Ascomycota, Dothideomycetes, Mycosphaerellales, Dissoconiaceae. The transcript has a single exon. The record is from RefSeq and is a predicted model, not a curated record.
AUGGCCAAAUGUAUCGCAUCCAACAGCUUGGGGGCCGCGCCUGACACAUACCUAUACGCUCUUGCCCACUGCACAGCCGGGAACGUCAAAACCCUCGCGACCAUCGGCUCCGACGACACCCUCCGCCUCUUCGACCCCAACUUGAAGUUGUCCCAAGCUACGUCAUCAUGUCACGCCGGCGUGACCUGCCUGACCUCCAGCGACGACAACAGCAGCAACGUCCAAUUCCUCACCGGAGGCCGCGACGGUCUCGUGCGGUGCUGGGACCCACGCUCGCGGGGACACAUCGCACAAGCCUCCGACCCGCGGGGCAAUGGCAUCGCAUCGCUAGCCAGUCGCGACCGCUUCAUCGCCGUCGGCACAGAGAGUCUCAAGGAAGGCCUCGGCGACGUGAGCGUCCUGCUCUACGACACGCGGAACUUCACCGCGCCCAUCCGCCAGUAUGAAGAAUCCCACACGGACACCAUCACGCAGCUGGUGUUCCAUCCGACACAACCAAACUUGCUCCUGUCCGGCAGUACGGACGGCCUGGCCUCGAUCUUCGACGUCGAACAAACCGACGAGGAGGACGCCCUCCAACAGGUCCUCAACCCGCGAUCGGCGGUGCACUGUGCGGGAUUCAUCGCCGAGGAUCAAGUCUACGUGAUAUCUACCGACGAGCAGUAUUCCAUCCAUACCCUGGCCAAGACGUUGUCCGAAGACGAAGAGGUCCCGCCGCCGAUUCAAUUUGGUGAUAUGCGCGAACGCCUGCAGUGUACUUAUGUGAUUGAUGUGGUGCUACAGAGCAGUGGCGGCCCACCCUUGAUUGCGCAUGGGAACGCGGAAAGUGGGAAGCUUUCGUUGACGUCCCUGGGAAGUCCGGGCUCGUGGGCUUUGGGUCAGAGCAUCGACCUUCCGGAUGCGCAUGGCUCGGAGAUUGUUCGUGGAGUGCUCCUGGAUGCUGGCCUCACGUACACGUGUGGUGAGGACGGCACAGUGAAGGUUUGGAACGUGGGUCAAUGA